CAACUUGCCGUGGACUCUCUCCUGUGUAGUGCACCGUUAGCAGCAGAAAAGGGCUGCUGUCGAAUACGCUUGUCGCAUUCAGCCGUGCGUUAGUGAGCGGAGGCCUUGGCGAGGUGGGGUGUGCAUGCUCAGCAAGGGAGAGAGCGCAAACGAGCGGAGGGAUUGCACUCUCCGGCAAACUGCUGUGUGACCUCUCACAACCGACAUGGGCUUUGCCAAUCGACGAGCCGCGGUGAUGGGGCUCUUGGUCGCGGGGCUAGCCUUCGCUUCGGGUAAGCCCGCCUGGGGGGCGGACGGGGAGGGCCUUAAGAACGUCAAGAGCGGAGGGCACCACAAGGGGGCGCCGGGGCACAAGGGCCUCGACGGUGAUCUGCUGGACUUCGACUCGGUUUCCCCAAAAGAUUGCGCGAGCUACCUCUGCGUGUCCAGCGCGGACAAGGCGACCUACUACAUCGAGGCGGGCUGCCCCGGGCAGUUCGCGGACUACGAGCCCGAUAGAGAUUCGGAUGAACCGGUGGAUUCCUAUUUAGGCUUUAGUUCCUCUGCAGGGGCCUCUACAGGUGUCAGCACGGGGACCCUGCUCUCCCUCGCGUGCGCGUCCGGCGUCUUCGCCGUGGGUGUUGGAUUCGUUGCUGGCUACAAGGCAUCUCCCUCGUUCGCCUACAUGCGAAUCCCGUCGUUUGCGUGAAAGUUCGGCUUGUGAGUCGCCAUCAGCGUCAAGUUUAGGGAGAUUUAGUGGGGUGACGGAGGGGGGGAAGGCGGGGUGCUCUUCAGCAGCUGGCAGGGGAUCGUGUUGGAGGCGGCGCCGCCCAAGAUAGGGGAGGGAGGUCGGGGAGUAGGCGAAGGAGGAGAUCCGAGGUGCCGCGGAGCGGGCGAAGGGGUGGGGGGGAGGGGGAUACUGCAUCAAACUGCAUCAGCACACGGCUAAGAAGAGAGGAAACACGGAUGUACGCGGCGGAACCUCGGUGUGUGACGUGCAGGGCAACACCAGCCUAGUUCCUGUUGAAAGGAAAACGAGAAUGAAACAGAGAACGGCAGUGCUGGAGGGCUGGGUGCGCAAAGGGCGGGGGUGACCUUGGAGUGACAGGAGCAGCGGUGACGAGCGGGAACGAGUGGCGUGCGGAUGGGGUCGCUUGAGCACAGUCUGCGGGGACGGGCGUCGUUGUGGCUGUUCUUGUUUGUAUUUGUGUUCGGAGUUAGGUUGUGAUUUGUAAUAGAUUUCACUACGGGGCACUUGCAUCCUUGCAUGAGCCGGGCGUGCGUUAUCUCCCUCGAUGCCUUCAUCGUCAAAGGAUGGAGAGGCAGAUUAUUUCUCAUUUAUGUAACGUUCCUUUAUCUGUAUGCGUAUAAUUAUUCUUCUCUUGAUGUGCCAUGCACGCGGAGAGGGCUUUUGCUGUGUGGUUCCCGGCAAUCGCGCUCGAACCUAGGGUUGGUUGCACGGUUGCUUUUUUCCUUUUUUAUGGUGACCCGGUGUGAUCGUGUGAUGGUUGUUCAUGUUUUUGUCUUUCGGCACGAGUUAAUGAAACAUCCUUCGUUUCUGUCGCCUACCUCCGUUCUAGCAUACAUGGACCUAUCUACUCGUAAGUCGUUGCGUGUUUUUUUUAUCGCGAGUUCCUCAUCAUGCCUGAGCUGUGUGUGUCAUUUGCUUGUCUCCCCGCUUCUCCUUCGGCCGCGUCGUUUUUGGCUGCGCUCUCCCGUGGUGUUCUCCCGAAUACACCCAAAAGCCUCGCCUUGUGCCUUGGCAAGAAAUCCCACACCUGACACAGGCAUCGCUUUCGAAUCAACGCGGACCAAGGGGGGGGUAGACUAUGCUCGUCGUUGUUGCCUGUCUUGCCUGACUGUGUCUUCUUGAACGCGAUGCGUGCCUUUCAAGAGGGAGCAAGAUCGUACCGCGGUUUCCAAAUGGGAAAUGCGUCUUCCCGAAACUCCGAAGCCUGUCCAGGCAAAGAUUCACGUGCUGUUUGCGGCU
This is a messenger RNA of Ectocarpus sp. CCAP 1310/34, 1969 nucleotides long. The record is from the annotation of a GenBank genome assembly. Lineage: Eukaryota; Phaeophyceae; Ectocarpales; Ectocarpaceae.